Messenger RNA from Catharus ustulatus (Swainson's thrush), 1469 nucleotides. Its product is annotated as oligodendrocyte transcription factor 2. Gene Ontology annotation, molecular function: protein dimerization activity; DNA-binding transcription factor activity. The record is from RefSeq and is a predicted model, not a curated record. Gene Ontology annotation, biological process: oligodendrocyte differentiation; myelination; regulation of DNA-templated transcription. Bases 58 to 939 code for a protein of 293 amino acids. The transcript has 2 exons. Lineage: Eukaryota; Metazoa; Chordata; Aves; Passeriformes; Turdidae.
UCGCCACGGCCGCCCCGCGCACGGCUGCUCGGUGCGCGCCGCCCCGCCCGCCGGGCCAUGGACUCGGACGCCAGCCUGGUCUCCAGCCGCCCGUCCUCCCCGGAGCCCGAUGACCUCUUCCUCACGGCCAGGAAUAAAGGCAGCGGCGGGGGCUUCACGGGCGGCACCGUGUCCAGCUCCACGCAGAGCGACUCGCCGCCCGAGCUGAGCGCCGAGCUGCGCAGCGCCAUGAGCGCUGCGGGGGUGGUGGUGGUGGACAAGCUGGGCUUCAAGUCCUCCUCGUCGUCCUCCUCGUCGUCCUCCUCUUCCUCCUCCAAGAAGGACAAGAAGCAGAUGACGGAGCCGGAGCUGCAGCAGCUGCGGCUGAAGAUCAACAGCCGGGAGCGCAAGCGGAUGCACGACCUGAACAUCGCCAUGGACGGGCUGCGGGAGGUGAUGCCCUACGCGCACGGCCCGUCGGUGCGCAAGCUCUCCAAGAUCGCCACGCUCCUCCUGGCGCGCAACUACAUCCUCAUGCUCACCAACUCCCUGGAGGAGAUGAAGCGCCUGGUCAGCGAGAUCUACGGCGGCCACCACGCCGGCUUCCACCCCGCCGCCUGUCCCGGCGGCAUGGGCGCGCACUCGGCGCCGCUGCCCGGCCACCCGGGCCACCCGGCCUCGCACCCCGUGCACCACCCCAUCCUGCCCCCCGCCGCCGUCUCCAGCGCCUCCCUGCCCGGCUCCGGCCUCUCUGCCGUCAGCUCCAUCCGGCCCCCGCACGGGCUCCUCAAGUCGCCCUCGGCCGCCGCCGCCGCGGCCGCCCCGCUGGGCAGCGGCUUCCAGCACUGGGGGGGGAUGCCGUGCCCCUGCAGCAUGUGCCAGGUGUCGGCCCCGCCGCACCACCACGUCUCGGGCAUGGGCACCGCCAGCCUGCCCAGAUUAGCCACCGACACCAAAUGAGCCCCUCGGCGGGGCGGCCCCGGCACCUCCAGGACCUACAAACGCUCCCCCCCGGCGGCAGCGGGACCGCCCCGCUCCGCUCCCGGGGCUGCCGGAGGGGAUGGAGCCCGGCCCGGGCUCUGCCCUGCUCCUCCGGCUACGAGCACAGCCCCGCGCAUCUCCUGUAUUUUGAAUUUUCCGACGCUGCCGAGGACUCUGGAGGAGGGGAGGGCGGCGCUGCCGGGGCUCGCCGCUAACGGAGGAACCAGAACUGCAGAGGGGCUGCGGCUCCGUUAUCACCCGAUCCCUCCCGUGCUCUCCGUUAUCACCCGAUCCCUCCCGUGCGGCUCCGUUAUCCCCCGAUCCCUCCCGAGCCGCUCUCGUCUGGACACGCGGAGCCCUUGGAGCCGUUCCUGGGUGUCACCCCGGGGAUGGGGAGCGCAGCCGGGGAUGGGGGCUCAUUCCCCGCUCCCCCCGAGGGAUCUCUCGCUUUUCUCUCCGCUUCGGGAUCUGUAAAUAGACCGAUAAGGACGCGAGUCCGCUCUGCCUGA